This is a messenger RNA of Daldinia caldariorum, 3783 nucleotides long. RefSeq names its product glycoside hydrolase family 47 protein. Gene Ontology annotation, molecular function: calcium ion binding; mannosyl-oligosaccharide 1,2-alpha-mannosidase activity. The coding region runs from base 322 to 3540 and encodes 1072 amino acids. Gene Ontology annotation, cellular component: endoplasmic reticulum; membrane. Gene Ontology annotation, biological process: mannose trimming involved in glycoprotein ERAD pathway; carbohydrate metabolic process; endoplasmic reticulum mannose trimming. Lineage: Eukaryota; Fungi; Ascomycota; Sordariomycetes; Xylariales; Hypoxylaceae. The record is from RefSeq and is a predicted model, not a curated record. The transcript is spliced from 2 exons.
UGUUAGUGCAAUUUGUAACUCAUCAAAGUUCCAACCUAAACCUUUAAUGACAGCAUAGCAAUAGCAUCGCACAUCGCAUUCCCAACAUUCGACGUUUGCAUUGUUACAUAUGUCUAUUUUGAGAGGUAGCUUAGCACCCAAACUUUAUACCUUCUAAACUUCUUGUAAUUACUACCUACGUUAAUAAUUACAUUUUCUUUUUCUUCCUCUUUUUCUUUUUCCUUUUUUUCUUUUUUUGUUUCCCUUUAGGAAAGUCGGCGAGUUUAGUCCCUCGCUCUGGCGUUUUGGUUCUAUGCCUUCUUCUGCACUCUCCUACCGGUGAUGCCCUUGCCAGGCAUGGGCAGUUGGACCUUGGCCAUCUCGGACAGCUCAACGAAUCAUGGGCCCCCUCGCCUAUCUGCCAGGCUGAUCCUGCCGUUCGUGCUGUUGUCAUCAUGGCUGGGUUUAGUAGAGUCGAUGCGCCCCAGUCGCAUCUCUGAGCUGAGACGCGACACGGUGGAUAUGUUCUAUCACGGGUUCGACAACUAUAUGAACAUUGCCUUUCCCGAAGAUGAGUUACGGCCCGUGUCUUGCACGCCCUUAACUCGAGAUUCCCUCAAUCCGAGAAAUAUUGCGCUUAAUGACGUCCUCGGGAACUAUUCCCUGACCCUGAUCGACAGCCUUUCUUCCCUCGGCAUCCUUGCCUCCUCACCCCCCGACGAUGGAGACAUAGGCCCCAAAGCCUUACGUGAUUUCCAAGAUGGUGUUGCUGCAUUAGUUACACAGUACGGUGAUGGGCGGCCCGGCCCGUCAGGUCAGGGUGCUCGCGCUCGGGGCUUCGAUGUCGAUAGUAAGGUCCAAGUCUUCGAAACCGUAAUAAGGGGUGUUGGUGGGCUGCUGAGUGCCCACCUUUUUGCUGUUGGUGACUUGCCCAUUUCCGGGUAUGAACCACAGAGACCAACAGACAAUGAUAACCAUGACCUGGACAAGCACCCUAUCCCUUGGCCCAACGGCUUUAAAUAUGAUGGCCAGCUACUGCGACUUGCCCUUGACCUCGCCCAACGCUUGCUUCCGGCUUUCUACACCCAGACGGGAUUGCCAUAUCCUCGUGUGAACCUCCGUCAUGGGAUCCCAUUCUAUGUGAAUUCUCCCCUCCAUAACAACGCUAAUGUGGACCCAAGGCCCCCCGAGGACUCUCCAGAGAUAACCGAGACAUGUAGUGCUGGGGCAGGCAGUUUGGUGCUCGAGUUUACCGUAUUGAGUCGUCUCACCGGGGACCCGAGAUUUGAGCAAGCAGCUAAGAGGGCCUUCUGGGCCGUCUGGUCGAGAAGAAGCAACAUCGGUCUGAUCGGAGCUGGCGUAGACGCCGAAGAAGGACAUUGGAUUGGUGGGUUUUCUGGGAUUGGCGCUGGCAUUGAUAGCUUCUUUGAAUAUGCUCUCAAGACCCAUAUCCUGCUCUCAGGUCACGAACUCCCUAAUCGAACGAUACCUCAAGUUCAUGAUGGAGACUGGCUUGACCCUAACCAGCUCUACAAUCCCCUUUCUGAUGAGGACAACUCGCCCGAUUCUUUCCUGUCGGCAUGGCACCAUGCACACGCUGCCAUUAAACGGCAUCUCUAUUCUGGCUUGCAUCACCCUCACUAUGUAAAUGCUCACAUGUCGACCGGUUCGCCCCAAGCGUACUGGAUAGAUAGUUUAGGCGCAUAUUACUCUGGCCUAUUGGCAUUAGCUGGGGAGCUUGACGAAGCCAUCGAGACGCACCUCGUAUACUCAGCGCUAUGGACUCGGUAUUCUGCCCUUCCGGAGCGAUGGUCCGUACGCGAUGGUAAUGUUGAAGGCGGUCUUGGAUGGUGGCCCGGCCGGCCGGAAUUCAUCGAAUCCACCUACCACUUGUAUCGUGCUACGCAAGACCCGUGGUAUCUAUACGUGGGCGAAAUGGUCUUGAAAGAUAUCACUAGGCGAUGCUGGACAGAGUGUGGGUGGUCAGGCUUGCAGGAUGUGCGCACUGGGGAGAAGAGCGAUCGAAUGGAGAGCUUCUUUCUCGGUGAGACCGCCAAGUACCUAUAUCUACUCUUUGACCCAGAUCAUCCCCUUAAUAAGCUUGACGCUUCGUAUGUGUUUACUACAGAAGGACAUCCUCUGAUUAUCCCUCGAAAGAGGAAAUCCAAACCCCAGGCUCGUAAAUCGUCGCCAGAAAGGAAUGUUCAGAGCUACUACGAUACCGAUUUUACCAAUACCUGUCCCCGUCCGCCUGUUCUCCCCCCCUUAUCCGGAUCUGCUACUGCCGCAAGGCCAGACCUUUACAACGCCGCUACGUUAAUUCGACUUCACCAAGUACCUAACAUUCACAGCCGAUUAAAAGACCCAAUCGCCGAAUUAGACGAAUCUGAAGCACAGACAAAAUCUCUAGAAAAGCGAAUAGAGAACUAUACUUACUUCCCUUGGACAUUACCCAGUUACAUGCUACCAGCCGAUGGAAUUUGUGCUGUGUCAAAACAAGCCCAGACAACAGUAAUUGAGUUCGCUUCCAAUGGCCAACAAACUAUGGGUAGUGCGUUUAAUAUCAUGUUUGGCGGGCAUAACCUCGUCCGCAUGGGGGGCGACGGCAUUGCAAUCAACAGUCUGAGCGGGCUGAAGUUAGCCUUGAUUGUAGAAGACCCCCCAGAAACGACCGAGCGGGCAUGGCGAGUCUACAGCAUUGGAAAUUUGGCACUGGGCCGAGACGAGAAGGUUCUCAUUUCUCGCGAUGUCCUCGAGCAUAUGUCGGACCCUCUGUUCCACCGCGUUCGCGAUUCCGUCCUGGUAGACAUUCUUUUGCAGCUUGAGCCUCCCCAGCCUCCGGGAAUUCUCAAUUCGACAUCCUCAGACGGGGAAGUCACUCUUGAGGCCGAACAGGCAAUUGAGCUUGAUGGCGAGUCUACUGUUGAUAGUCUCAACAUAUUUAGUUCUUUUCUGCAACAGAUUACGUCCGCUUUAAGAGAACCCGUGGCGACUUUUAAGCCGGAGGUAGGGCAGAAGCCGGAUUACAAGUAUGUCGAGCUGCCUGGGAUUACGCCAGUUGGAGUGGGUGCAGCUCCCCUACCUGAUAUUCGCGAAGCCCCCAACCCGCACACGACCUCGUACAUCGAAUCCUUAUCCUGGCAGCGCAUCUUCUUCGCCGACCACGCUUGCGGAGGUAAACUCCCCGACGAAGCAGCAAAAGCGCACCAGGUGAUCGUGAUGCGGCGGGGCGGAUGCUCGUUCUCGCAGAAACUAGCGAACAUCCCCUCGUUUGCGCCCAACCGCAACGCCCUCCAGCUCGUGGUCGUGGUGUCGGACGACAAGGACGCGCGGGACGAGAACGAGAACGAGCCGUGGGGGUUCAACUUCAUCCGCCCCCUGCUCGACGAGCCGCAACGUACCCCCGCGGGCUUCCCUCGCCACCAUCCCAUCGCCAUGCUGAUGACGGGCGGUGGCCAAGAAGUGUAUGAUCUCCUGAGGAAGACUAGGAGCUUGGGGAUACGGAGGAGAUACCACGUCGAGAGCCAGGGGCUCAAGAUUGGCAAUAUCGUUGUGCUUUGAGUGGUGCACACUGCACAGACAGAGAAGAUAUCUAGAAUGAAGGACUACGAAGUUACGACGGUUGGAUUAGGUAGGGGAAGCGUGGUGUUAUUUGAGGGGAGAGGGGAGAAAAAGAGAGUGCAGUAUAUAAGAAAGAAAAGGAAUUAAGUGUAAAUAAUACUCGACAUGAACAUACACAGAGCAUAGCGAUGAGAAUUGAUAAGACCGUUUCUGAUUUGGUUGCUUUAGUCGUACUCUCUAUAU